Messenger RNA from Elgaria multicarinata webbii, 7945 nucleotides. It is a transcript of the gene TULP4, whose product is annotated as TUB like protein 4. Gene Ontology annotation, molecular function: protein binding. NCBI's taxonomy places the organism in Eukaryota, Metazoa, Chordata, Lepidosauria, Squamata, Anguidae. The coding region runs from base 2248 to 6990 and encodes 1580 amino acids. The record is from RefSeq and is a predicted model, not a curated record. The transcript is spliced from 15 exons.
AGCAGCAGCAGCAGCAGCACGACCGAGAGACGGAGACACAGACAGACUCUGGACGCUGGGCUUGUCGGGAGGAGCGACGGCAGGCAGACUGGCUGGCUGGCGAGGCGGAAGCCACACAGGACGAGUGCUGGUGGCUCUGCCUGGCUGGUCUGCUGCGCGCUGGGGAGAAUUAGAAGCAUCCAGGGAGCCCUGACUUCGAGAGACAGAUGGCUUAAGAGGCUGCCAUAGCUAAACUGCGAAGCCCAGAUGCCGGCCAAAUUGCCAAAUUGAAGGAGCGCCUGUGCGUACCGUAUGUAUGUGUAUAUAUAUAUAUAUAUAUACACACACAGAUAUUUCUCCAACCACACAGGCCACUGGUUGCAUACUUUAGAGAGGGUUUUUUUUGCAAUUGAUGAAAAUUAAUUCAAGCACCAGAUGGAGCAACCUGACAGCACAAGGACCAAAAACCCAUGGAAAACCAUCUGUUACUAACGGUCAGCUUUCAGUAUGGUCUACAGCGAGUGAAAAAAAUUCUGAGAAGCAGAAGAAGGAAAACACCCCUCUGCACAGAGUAAAUGACAAAAAUACCUCUAUGAAAUAAAAACAACAGUCUUGAGUGGAGAGGAGAUUGAGAUUGUCAUCCCUGAAGGAGGAAUAAUGCACAAGUCUCCGGUUCUUCUCUGCAUUGGGCUCUGACAGAUUCAGCUGGGUUUAAUAUGCUUGCCGAAUAAGUAGUGGCAAAUAAUUGUGUAGUGAUGACUGGAAGAAAGCGAGUUCAGGAGCAGUGGGACAGAUCGAGGGGUUGAACUUCAGAGACUUUUUCAUUGUGUAUUGAGUUUUGCAACUGAAUUUGCUGCUUUUUCUUCUCCACCCUCUUUUUUUGUUUUGUUUUGUUUUGUUCCUUGUUAAUAUGGUGCAAAUACUCAUAAAUAUUUGAUAAUAAAUAUUAUUCAAUGCAUUUGGAACACUUUAAAAAUUAAAUUCUACGUCUUGCAAAUGCGUUGGCUAGAAUUAUGAAUCUGCGCUCUAGACAAGCACCAAUCAGGAAGGAGGUGAUUAAACAAGCAGAGGAGACAUCACAGGGAAGAAGGGGAAGUUGGAAUUUUUUGCGCAUCUCCUCUAUCUGUCUUUAAUUGGCUAUUUCCCCUCCUUUCUUGAAUCCUACGGGAUCUGCCAAUAAUUGCUUACUUGAUGUGCUUUUAGUACUGGGACUUCUUUUUUUCUUCACAAGAGGAUGAAAAGUGAGUUCUGUGAUUCUCUCCCAGUAGGAAAAACGGGGAAGAUGAAGGCAUAGAACAGCCCAGUGUUUUGAAGGAGACUUCAUGGUUCACCUGAGGUGAACUGAUCUGCUUCAAAAGCUUAAAAGCUUCAGACCAUUUUUUUAUAAAAAAAACACAACUACUAAAUGAAAAGGGGCUUUUGUUUUCAUGCCUGUGUGUGGCAGCCAGUUGUGAGGAAGCAGGCAAGACAGCAUGAUAAACUAAGACUCCAGUGGAAGUGGCGAGGAAAUCAUCAGCUACAAAGGAAAUGGGACUGUCUAUUGGAUUGCAAAGACCACUGGGUUGAAAAGUGAGCCGUUAAGUUCAGAAAAGGCUUUCCCAUCUGGCCUGGCACGUUGUUAACUGCACAAGACUCUGGUUUGUGGUCUCGCAUGGUCUGUGUGCCUUUUUCCCCCCUUUAUGCAAUCUAUUUCAGCUUUAGCGGCAGAAAUUUGGUCUGGUGGGGAAGAUAUGCCAAUGGGCAGCUUUGGGGAACUAUGAAUGAAUGUCCUAUAUGUGUACGUGUGAAAAUCCAACUGGAGGAAAUCUUUUUAAAGCCUUAAGUUACUUGAAACCUACACAUCUGCAAACCUUUGUCUCUGGAAUUGCAUAAUGCUAUACUGGAAAUCUCAGGCUGUACGAUGAUUAUUUCCAAUUGAGCAAAAAGACGGCUUGCCGUUUCUUUGAACGCCUCUUCUGCAGUAGCUGUUUCUCCAAAGGACGAGUAUACCCUCACUCUAAUGACUCCAAAUCAAAAUGAACCUGAUUUGUUUUGGUUUUUUUAAGCAUUACUUUUUCUUAGACAACUGUCAUCAUCUUUUAUAGAGGAAUUUUUCACUAUGCAUUUGGUGGAUAUUUAUAAAAACUAACCUUCCCUUCUGCGUCCCGCCCCCUCGUAUUCUGAUCUGUCUCAACGUUUGGUCUUACCAAUAAAACAAAAAAGCGAUUUAUAUUUUCUGCACUAGACAUAGUACUUUCUUAUGUCAAAAGGGAAAAAAUACAGCAAAGCAUGUAUGCAGCAGUGGAACAUGGGCCUGUUCUCUGCAGCGAUUCGAACAUCCUCUGCUUGUCUUGGAAAGGCAGAGUUCCUAAAAGUGAGAAGGAAAAACCUGUAUGCCGGAGGCGAUAUUAUGAGGAAGGCUGGCUGGCAACAGGCAACGGCCGUGGAGUGGUAGGUGUUACCUUCACCUCUAGCCACUGUCGAAGAGACAGGAACACACCCCAGCGAAUCAACUUUAAUUUGAGGGGCCACAACAGCGAGGUGGUGCUUGUAAGAUGGAAUGAACCAUUCCAGAAGUUGGCAACAUGUGAUGCAGACGGUGGAAUAUUUGUUUGGAUCCAAUAUGAAGGGAGAUGGUCGGUGGAACUUGUGAAUGAUCGUGGGGCACAGGUGAGCGACUUUACAUGGAGCCAUGAUGGAACACAAGCACUUAUCUCCUAUAGAGAUGGGUUUGUGCUAGUUGGAUCAGUCAGUGGACAGAGACAUUGGUCUUCGGAGAUUAAUUUGGAAAGUCAGAUCACCUGUGGCAUAUGGACUCCUGAUGAUCAACAGGUCUUGUUUGGCACUGCUGAUGGUCAGGUUAUUGUCAUGGAUUGUCAUGGCCGAAUGCUGGCGCAUGUUCUCCUUCAUGAGUCUGAUGGCAUCCUAAGCAUGUCCUGGAACUACCCAAGCUUCUUGGUGGAAGACAGUAGUGAGAGUGACACUGAUUCAGAUGACUAUUCCCCACCACAAGAUGGUCCAGCUGCAUAUCCAGUCCUGGUUCAGAACACCAAACCACUACUCACCGUCAGUUUCACAUCAGGAGACAUUAGCUUAAUGAACAACUAUGACGACUUGUCUCCUACCAUCAUCCGCUCAGGGUUGAAAGAUGUAGUGGCACAGUGGUGCACACAGGGAGACUUGCUGGCGGUAGCAGGCAUGGAAAAACUAAGCCAACUAGCUGAACUUAGCAGUGCUUCCUUUCUGAAAAGUGCGCUGGUCAAGUUCUACAAUGUUCAUGGAGAACAUAUCUACACCUUGGAGACACCUGUACAGCGCCCCAUCAUAUCAAUCUGCUGGGGUCACAGGGACUCACGUCUGCUCAUGGCUUCUGGUCCUGCCCUCUACGUUGUUAGAGUGGAGCACAGAGUGUCCAGCUUGCAGCUCCUGUGCCAACAAACCAUUGCUAGCUCCUUGCGGGACGACAAAGACAUCAGUAAAUUGACCCUGCCUCCCCGGCUCUGCUCAUACCUCACCACUGCCUUUACACCAACGAUCAAGCCUCCUAUCCCAGACCCCAACAACAUGAGAGAUUUUGUGAGCUACCCAACAUCUGGCAAUGAAAGGCUUCACUGCACAAUGAAGAGGACAGAAGAUGACCCAGAAGUUGGAGGGCCUUGCUAUACACUGUAUUUGGAAUACUUGGGGGGUCUGGUGCCUAUCUUGAAAGGACGCCGAAUUAGCAAACUGCGGCCUGAGUUUGUCAUCAUGGAUCCGAAGACAGAUGGAAAAGCAGAUGAAAUCUAUGGAAAUAGUUUGAUUUCCACCGUGAUUGACAGCUGCAACUGCUCUGAUUCCAGUGAUAUUGAACUGAGUGAUGACUGGGCUGCAAAAAAGUCUCCCAAAAUCACUCGAGCUAGCAAAUCACCCAAACUUCCCAGAAUUAAUAUAGAAGCUCGCAAAUCUCCAAAGUUAUCACGAGCAGCUCAGGAGAUAUCAAGAUCUCCCAGGUUGCCAAUAAGGAAGCCCUCCAUAGGUUCACCAAGCCUAACGCGUAGAGAGUUUCCUUUGGAAGAUAUCACUCAGCACAACUACCUUGCUCAGGUCACAUCAAAUAUCUGGGGAACCAAAUUCAAAAUCGUGGGUUUGGCUGCUUUCCUACCAACCAAUCUUGGUGCAGUUAUCUAUAAAACCAGUUUGCUGCAUCUCCAGCCCAGGCAAAUGACCAUAUAUCUUCCAGAAGUACGGAAGAUUUCCAUGGACUAUAUAAACUUGCCUGUUUUCAACCCCAAUGUUUUUAGUGAAGAUGAAGACGAUUUGCCAGUGACGGGAGCAUCUGGAGUUCCUGAGAACAACCCACCUUGCACCGUAAACAUCCCAAUUGCUCCUAUUCACAGUUCAGCACAAGCAAUGUCACCAACUCAGAGCAUAGGGUUGGUUCAGUCUUUGUUGGCCAAUCAGAAUGUGCAAUUGGACGUCCUCGCCAAUCAGACGACAGCUGUGCCGGUCGCAGACCACGUGACCGAUAAUGCAGUCCACUACCCGAUCCCAAGCAGGUACUCCAACCCGGGCCAGGUGAUCUUUGGAGGAGUGGAAAUGGGGCGCAUAAUCCAGGCACCCCCUCAGUUGCCCCUGCCGCCUCAGGGUACAAUCCAGAUGGCAAUCGUCGACCACAGAGAUGGGGACAGAGACCACGAGCACCUCCAUAAAGUCAAAACGUUGCGUCCAGUUCCACAGAUGGCUGAAGGUGAAGCAGCUGUCUUCAGCACUGCCCAAGAAAUCCAGAUGAACAAAAUGAACCCUCCCCCUCCAUAUCCCGGGACCAUACCAGCAGCUCCGACCACAGCACCACCUCCUCCUCCUAUACCCCCACAGCCUCCCAUAGACCUCUGUUUGAAAAAGGGAGAUUUCCCCCUUUAUUCAGCAGGGCAUUAUCAGACCCCUCUUGGCUACGAAAGGAUAACCACAUUUGACAGUAGCGGGAAUGUGGAGGAGGUGUGCCGACCCCGGGCACGGAUGCUGUGUGCCCAGAACACUUACACUCUGCAGGGGCCUGGCAGUUCUGCCACUCUGAGGAUUACUUCGUCAGAGAAGAAGAUUCAGCAGCCUUGCACCAGUGCCACCCUGAACAGGCUCACGGUUCCACGCUACUCCAUUCCAACUGGGGACCCACCACCAUACCCAGAGAUAGCAGCCCAGCUGUCUCAAGGCCGUGGCCUCGCACAGAGGCUGGACAAUAGCAUAAUCCAUGCUACUCUGCGGAGGAACAGCAGGGAGGCAGCCCUGAAAAUGGCCCAGUUGGUUGACAGCCAGAGAGCUACUCUGCAACUCCCGCCAAAACUCAAGAGCAACGUUGUGGCAGCCCAGUACCAGCAGAGGGUGCCAACGGCACUAUACACCUGCAGCCAGUGCAGCAGCAACAGUGGUGGUGGCAACACUAACAAUGGAAGUGGGAAUAUGGGCAACGUCAACACCAACAGCGGUGCCUCUGGCCUCGGCAGUAUGAGGCCAGAUGUAACGACAGGGAGCAGCUCCCAACACAGCUCCGUCAUCACGCACUCCGUCAGUACUUCGCCUUUGGCCUCCCAGUCCUCGUACAAUUUGCUGAGUCCGCCCGACAGCUCCCGUGAACGGACAGAUUACGUAAACUCUGCCUUCAUGGAGGACGAGGCUCUUUCUCAGCACUGCCCUGUGGAGAAAUCAGUCCGCCACAUCCCAAUAGCCAUGGCGGAGCCUAGCAUUGGGGUCAAAAGACCACCCCCUUAUCAGUGGGAACCGAUGGUGAGCGAGGAGAUAUGGGUUCCUCAAGAAAGGACAGCCCAUAAUACUUUGCCUAACCCCAUUAAACCUGCCCCUCUAGUCAUUGGCCAAGCUCAGCAUCUGGAUAUAUCCCGAGUGCCCUUCAUUUCCCCCAAAUCUCCAACCAGUCCCACUGCCACUUUCCAGAUGAGUUAUGGGGUUGGAGCACCAUAUGCAGGGAGCUACAGUGUCCCUCCCCCUCCACCCCCACCUCUUCAGGGAAUGCAGGUCCCUUGCUCUCCCAAAGAAGCUCUGUCCCCACCCCAGAUUGCACAACAGGAGCCGACCAUUGUGCUUCAGCCAGGUUAUCCCUCAAACCUCGCUUAUUGCCCGUUGCCCCCCAUGUACCCUGGAAAUAGCACUUGCUCGAGUUUACAGCUGCCACCGAUGGCCUUGCACCCGUGGAAUUCCUACAGCACAUGCCCCCCUUCCACGCAGAGCUCCCAAGGCCCUCUGCCCCCCAAGGCACUCCUUGUGGUGGAGAAGCCGGUUAUGUCUCCACCACCGGCAGAGCCUCCGGGUCACGUGGGCUCGGACACAAUGGCGGAGACAGCGGACAACUUCCAAGAAGUCCUCUCCUUGACGGAAAGCCCCGUUCCUCAGCGGACAGACAAGUUUGGGAAGAAGAAUCGGAAGCGCCUGGAUAGCCGGGCCGAUGAAGGAAACAUGCAGGCUAUCACCGAGGGAAAAGUCAAGAAGGAGGCCAGGACAACACUGACGGAUUUCAACUCGCUGAUAUCCAGCCCUAGACUAGGCAGGGAGAAGAAGAAAGUCAAAAAUCAGAAGGACCAGCUGAAGUCCAAAAAACUGAACAAGAUGAAUGAAUUUCAGGACAGCUCAGAGAGCGAGCCUGAGCUGUUUAUUAGUGGGGAUGAAUUGAUGAACCAGAGCCAGGGCAGUAAAAAGGGGUGGAAAACCAAAAGGAACUUGAGGACAGCCAGUGAACUGGAUGAAUUUAAGUGCCGGAAAGCGAAUGAGAAGGAGGAUGGGCGGCUAGGAAGCCAGGGCUUUGUGUACGUGAUGGCUAACAAGCAGCCCUUGUGGAAUGAGGCAACCCAAGUCUAUCAGCUGGACUUUGGAGGGAGAGUGACCCAAGAAUCUGCAAAAAACUUUCAGAUUGAGCUGGAAGGGAGACAGGUCAUGCAGUUUGGGAGGAUUGACGGCAACGCUUACAUUUUGGACUUUCAAUAUCCGUUUUCAGCAGUGCAGGCCUUUGCAGUAGCUCUGGCUAAUGUGACUCAACGCCUCAAAUGAAACGAGACCAGAGAGAGGAAAAAACCUAAUCAUUUUUUCUCAUAUGGGCCAACCCAGGAAGUGCUAGGGAGACCUGGCAGCGACACGCAAAAGAUUCUGGAGUAAAAGAAGGAAGUGCAACCGGGAAAAGUCUCCGAGUGCCCAAAGGAGGGCAUCAACUUUGAACAUUAUUGGGGAUGCGGGGUGGGGGCUCUUUGGUUUGGGAUUUCUUUUCUUUGAAUCAACAUUGUGCUGGUUUUUCAGGGCGAGCAAAGGAUGAGAGCUAUUCAGUGUUAUGUUGGGAAAUGUGGCUUUUGGCUUGUUGUGAUGGUUCUUCUGUGUUUGCUGCAAAAAGUAGCUGAUGUAAGCUAAUAGAGGGAUUUUAAAAGACUGCCCUUCUUUUUCUUUUUCCAUUCAUUCUUUUAUAGUGCUUUAUAACAUGCUGUUCUUUUUAAGGCAGGGAACAUAACUCCACCCCCUGAUCAGUUUAUACUAUUUACAUCAAGAGCAAGAGCAAAAACAAAACAAGCUAUAAUAUACUUGAAGACACGUGUUUAUUCUCCGAUAACUGAGCACUGUAGGCACCAUAGAGAUUGUUCAGAAGUCCAUACCUAGUUUCGAAAAUAUUAUUCGAAAAGAAAACAAAUCUGUUACCUUUGUGGUGGUUUUGCAGCGACGUUCUGUGGAAGAAGGUUUUCCCCCUUUUUCUUUCUUUGUGUUAUGUGACUUGGAUUAUAAAUCUGUACCAGACAGUGAAAAAUAGGACAGGGUGGGGGAGGGGGGAGGGAAAGAGUAGGGAAUGGCGAGGCAUGCAAACACAUACAUAUUGAUUUAAAACAUUUGUACUGAUUUUAGUACAAAUGUGUGAGAUAUAUAGGUGUGACUUGGUGAGGCAGUUGAGCAAGAGCUACAUCUGCUGAUCCUCAUUUAACAAUGUUUACAGCUGAAUAAAUAAAAAAACUUUUGAACAAUUCAA